AUGGAGAAACAUCUGAUCUUUAAACUCCCAGAAUUCUCUAAAGAGAAAUUCCCUCAAUUACCUGAAAAGUUUAAUCUUGAAGAAGAUUUUCUUGAUAAGAUCAACAAACAAUUAAAAAUAUCUGAAGCAAAGACUUCAAAGAAAACUAGUACUAAAGAAGUUAGAACUUUAAGUACUAAUGAAAAAGAAAUUCAUAAAUUAACGAAUAACCCAAGAUAUUCUACAAAAAAGAAUUAUUAUAAAAGACCCUCUUUUCCAGAUGUUCAAUUUGAAGAAGAUCAAGAUCGUCUUCAAACAUCACAUAGUGGAAACGGCAUAACAGAAUGGAACAUAGAUGGAUUAGCAGAAAGCCAAAUCUAUAAAGUUCUUCAUGAAAUGGGCAUGGCUAUCACUGCUUAUAAAAUUAAGCAUGAUGGAGAUAAAUAUGAUGCUUCUUUAAUUAUUUCUGGUUUCACAGGAAUGUUAAAAAAUUGGUGGGAUAAUUAUCUUUCUGAUGAUAAUAAAACCCAGAUUUUAGGAGCCAUAACCAUAGGAACUGUUUUAAAAAUGGACGGUAAUACUCAAGUAGCAGUUGAGGAAGAUGCUUCAGUAACGCUAAUUUACAGUAUUGCUAAAUACUUUAUUAGAGAACCAAAACUUUUCCAAGACAGAAGUUUAGAAUUAUUAAACAAUCUAAAAUGCCCCAAAUUAGAUGAUUUUAGGUGGUAUAAAGAUAUGUUUUUAGAAAAAGUUAUGAUAAAAGAAGACUGUGGUAAUGAUUUCUGGAAAGAAAGAUUUAUUAGUGGUCUACCUUCAUUGUUCGCCAAAAAGGUUAGAACUAAAAUCAAGGAUAGGUUCAAUGGAAGAAUCCCAUAUGAAAACUUAACCUAUGGUGAUAUAAUUAGUUAUAUUAAUGUUACAGGAUUAGAUCUAUGUACAGAUUUAAAACUAAAACAUUUCUUGAAAAAAGAUCAACAACAAUCUCGAAAGGAUUUAGGAAGCUUUUGUCAAGACUUCGGUUUUGAAAAAAUUGCUGCUCCAUCCAAAAAAUCUAGCAAAGUUGUGAAAAGAUCUACUACUUCAAAACCUCUUUAUAGAAAGAAGAAGAAUGUAGAUAAUUCUUAUAAAAAGAAAAGAUUCAAAAGAAUACCAAAGAAGAACUCUGGUGAUACAUGUUGGACAUGUGGCAAAACAAGCCAUAGAUCCAAUGAGUGUCGAGUCAAUAUUAAGAAAAAGAAGAAGAUAAAUCUUUUUGAAGUCGAUGAUAAAAUAAAAAAUGAACUCUACACUAUAUUAGAAGAAAAUGACAAGUGUUUAAAUCUAGAAAAUAGAUGA
Molecule: messenger RNA, 1314 nt
Organism: Lycium barbarum (goji berry)
Lineage: Eukaryota; Viridiplantae; Streptophyta; Magnoliopsida; Solanales; Solanaceae
Exons: 1
Coding region: 1-1314 (437 amino acids)
Molecular function (GO): zinc ion binding; nucleic acid binding
Source: RefSeq, a predicted model, not a curated record